This is a messenger RNA of Cyprinodon variegatus (sheepshead minnow), 4258 nucleotides long. It is a transcript of the gene mknk2b, whose product is annotated as MAP kinase interacting serine/threonine kinase 2. Gene Ontology annotation, molecular function: calmodulin binding; calcium/calmodulin-dependent protein kinase activity; ATP binding. Lineage: Eukaryota; Metazoa; Chordata; Actinopteri; Cyprinodontiformes; Cyprinodontidae. Gene Ontology annotation, biological process: intracellular signal transduction; protein autophosphorylation; peptidyl-serine phosphorylation. The coding region runs from base 314 to 1741 and encodes 475 amino acids. The record is from RefSeq and is a predicted model, not a curated record. The transcript is spliced from 14 exons. Gene Ontology annotation, cellular component: nucleus; cytoplasm.
AAAACACCCACGCCGUAGUUUUCCAGCCACCUUCCACGCACAAAUUAUCCGGCGAAUAUCCCAUUUGACUGCCCUCAGCGGCCGUUGGAGCAGUGGGUCAAACACCGACGCUAAAACUGGAGCUAUAACUUAAACAACGGGGGCUCCCGUUUAGCAGCGCCAUAGCAGCUUACCACCAAGCGCAGUGUCAUCACUUGCUGCUCCCACUGAAACGACUCUCGUUUCGGAGGAGUGCAAAUUGAUACACCGCAAAAAUCAAACCACUGCCGCCGCACAUCCUCCAAGGAAAUAAAUCAACCGAAUCAAAGCAAAAAUGGUUCAAAACAAGAUCACCGAAGUCACUGGAUUCCAUCGCUCUUUCAAGGGUCAAAAUCCCUUUGAAUUAGACGACUUCACCAAGAAUGGAUCCCAUCACAUUGAUUCUUCAUUUAAAUUUGGUUCUGCCCCAAGACACGACAUGCCUUCAAGCCAGCCUAUUGACAUUCCCGAUGCCAAGAAGAGAAACAAGAAGAAAAAGCGUUGCAGGGCAACUGACAGUUUCUCUGGACGAUUUGAAGAUGUCUACAGACUCCAGGAAGAAGUACUAGGAGAGGGUGCCUAUGCCAGAGUGCAAGCUUGCAUCAGCCUUAUCACCAACAAAGAAUAUGCUGUCAAGAUGAUUGAAAAAAGACCAGGUCAUAGCCGCAGCCGUGUCUUCCGUGAGGUGGAGAUGCUUUACCAGUGUCAGGGCCACAGGAAUAUCCUGGAGCUGGUGGAGUUUUUUGAAGAGGAAGACAAAUUCUACCUGGUGUUUGAAAAGCUCCGAGGAGGGUCAGUCCUGGAGCAAAUUCACAAGAGGCAGCACUUCAGUGAGCGGGAAGCCAGUCUGGUUGUCUAUGACAUCGCCAGCGCUUUAGAUUUCCUGCAUAACAAAGGAAUGGCUCACAGAGAUCUGAAGCCUGAAAACAUUCUCUGUGAGAGUGCAGACAAGAUUUUUCCAGUCAAGAUCUGUGACUUUGACCUGGGCAGUGGGAUCAAACUGAACAGUGACAGCUCUCCCAUCUCUACCCCUGAACUCCUCACUCCUUGUGGCUCAGCAGAGUACAUGGCGCCUGAAGUGGUGGAGGCCUUCAGCGAAGAAGCGACAAUCUAUGACAAGCGUUGCGACCUGUGGAGCCUUGGAGUCAUCCUCUACAUCAUGCUGAGUGGUUAUCCGCCGUUUGUCGGUCGAUGUGGCGGUGACUGCGGAUGGGAGCUGGGAGAACCCUGCCACACCUGCCAGAACACUUUGUUUGAAAGUAUCCAGGAAGGAAAGUACGAGUUUCCAGAGAAGGAUUGGGCUCACAUCUCCUCAAGUGCCAAAGACCUGAUAUCCAAACUUCUGGUUCGGGAUGCCAAAAAACGUCUGAGUGCGAGCCAGGUUCUGCAGCACCCAUGGGUACAAGGGGGAGCGUCUGACUCUUUAUCAAAAUCAAUCAUCCACCAGAGAAACAGCAGUGCUGUGGAUCUAACGUUCUUCGCAGACAAGGCCAUGGCCGUAAACCGGCAGCUGGCUGAACAGGACGGUAUGGAAGAGCAGCAGCAACAGGAAGUCCCGCUGGUGAUCGCUGCUGGAGGCUCCUCCAUGCGCCUCUCGCCUCCAUCCAACUCCAAGCUGGCGCGGCGCCGGCAGAGGGGCAGCCAGCCGAAGGGGGGGCCUGUCUCUGCUGCAGAGCUGUGUCAGCUCUUGGCCCCUCUCGUCAUUGUAGGAGACUGUGCUUGAACCUUUCCAAACCUGGAGUUCUCAACCUCAUUUACAAGAACUCUCUGGACUGGACUGAUCCGAGAUCCUUCCCCGUUUUGGCUCCUCUUUGACUCUUGGUUCCUCUGCUCUCUGGCUUCAAUGCCGACCUGUGAAGAAGGGUGGCGCCUGCAGCCAUCCCUCUGAAUGCCUUCUACCCUUAUGCAGCACUUCUGAAGCACAUCUACACAGGACCUGCAUAGAGCACAUUCAGGUUGGGGAGGAGGGUCGGCUCAUGAUUUGGGAAAGUGUUUCUUCUCUUUAUGACUCAGUUUAAAAGUCCAAACUUUAAAACUAAGCUCAGACACCAAAGGACUACCUGUUGUGCUGCUCCCAUGUUACAACUGGAUCCACUGUGAAUUAAGUUAUCUGGAACGUUCUUUUUGCCUGUAUGUAUACACACACACACACGAGCGGCCCAGACUUAAAAGCUUAUGCAAUAUGCCAAUAUGAAGGCUGUUCUGUCUCUAAUGGAUUCUGUAUCCGAGAGGUUCAAAGGGCUUAAAGCCAAUUCUGUCUGUGCCUGGUGCAGUCCGCUCUGUGGCUAGAGACUGCUCAGACCCCCACCCCCCCAUAUACUGCAGAUCAUUUUCUUACAUCUGAGUAUGUGUCUGAGAAAGAGCGUGCACUCAUCAGCCCGGUGGCCAUGCACUUAAUGCUGUAAGAGCAAAGAAUGUUAAUCUGUCCCUUUUUCAGUUUGUCUCCUCCACGUUAUCAGCCGCCGCAGCUCUUGUUUUCAAGUCUGAUGGCAUGAAGAUUGAACAGUUUGUGGUACGGGGGGUCUGGCCACCCAAAAUUAUUUCUUUUUUUUUUCUUAUCAGGCCAAUUUCAGGUUCUCUAAAUUGUUUAACAAGUGAAAUUGGGGCAGUGUUACUUUCAUUGUAAGCAAUCCACUUUUUUUUUUUUUUUCUACAAGUAGAAUUUUGUAUAUAUAUAUUUUUUUUCUACUGUUGAAUUUGUGCAUUUGAUAUAACCUUAAAUAUUUUGCAAGUAAAGGUUAGAAAUCCUUGAAGGGGUUUGAAAAAGCACACGGCCACUGUGACCAGAGUAUCUUUAUUUUGUUAUUCUUUUGCUCUCUAUUGGAUCCGUUAAAAAUUUGACAAAUCUUGAUUUCUUUUGCCACACAGAAUUUCCAGAACUCAACUACUUUAAAAAAAAAAAAAAAAAAAAGCUGGUUAUUAUUUUACUGAAAAGCAUUUUAAAGGAAAAACAUUCCAGGAAAAAAACCUUAGAAAUCAGCGUGACGAGUUUCUUUUAUGUUCAGACGACUCCACAUCAAUGUGCCACUCAUUUUUUAAUUUUUUUUAUUUGUGGUGCUGUUUGGUUUCGAUACAGCACCUGAAAAUGUCCUUUAAGUUUUUCUUUUAAUUGUUUUAAAGUUCAGAGUGUGCUGUAUGUGGUUAAGCUUGUUUAAUCUGGAGCGUUCAUGCCCAGUUUAUUUUAUUUUUCCCCUGCUGUGUGAAAGUUGGCAAAUGUCAGGAAUGGGUUGAAUCUCACUCUGUAACUGACAUGUAACGGACCGGCGACGGCGCCUCAGCGCUGUGGCCGCUUCACCAAAGAAGGUUCAAGUUGUGACGAUAAACGCGUCCUCGUCCAUCAUGUAGCAUUGAGAUGUGGAAAAAGGUCCAUGUCCCGUUGGCAGCACUGCAACAACGGUACUCUGGAAGCGGUCUCCAACCGACCCAUUCUGCUGAGAAUAGGACACUGUAAUGGAUCUAAAUACUUUUUCUACACACUCAUCAUUACGGGGUUUUAUGUCUUAUGAGACUUACUUGAAGUUCUAUAUAUGCAGCUGUUUUUUCUUCACUUUUGGAAACUACUUUGCUAUCAAUCUGAAAGCAUUAAGCUGACGAUCCAGGCAAUCUUUGGGGUUUUGAAGAUACCUAUACAUUUCAGUAUUUUUGCCUUUUUAUUUUUCCCCUUUUAAGCUUCAAGUUGUUCCCGAUUUAACGGGGCUGGAAACUUAACGCACACACUUCGACCAUACUCUGUAAUGUCCGUGUGGAUGUUGUAAGAGUUAUACUGGUCAUGACCAUUUCUAAUAUCUGCCCAGUUGCAGUUUUUGUUCUGGUCUGCCUUUUUUUGUUUUUGUUUGGGGGGAGGGGGUAAAUGAAAUCUUGCAGCCUCCAGAGUUGUAUUGUUUGUCAAAGUGUUAAAAUAGUCAUUCUAAUGGACAGUAUCACAAGCCUACACAGUUUGAAUGUAGCCCACAGUCCAGUCAUCUGCAGUCCAACAUGGAUCCUAAGAUCAGCUCCUUUUCAUCAACAUGAAGACGGGUUAGUCUGUUAAUGCAGAUACAGUCCACAAGCAUUUUAUUAAACCCAUGACCUAAUUUAACACUGAAAAGCCCCAGGCCCUAUCGAGCUCAGGGGAAGAAAUUAAGUUUGUCAUUUAAGAACAAAACAUUUUUGAUUAAAAAUAAGCACUUUACUGUACCAUGUGAAUGAUAGCAGUUCACUCAAGGCAACAUUUGACAGUUGCAAACAGAAUUUUGUAUUG